Molecule: messenger RNA, 1535 nt
Organism: Branchiostoma floridae (Florida lancelet)
Lineage: Eukaryota; Metazoa; Chordata; Leptocardii; Amphioxiformes; Branchiostomatidae
Product: tyrosine-protein kinase receptor Tie-1-like
Exons: 11
Coding region: 18-1520 (500 amino acids)
Molecular function (GO): scavenger receptor activity
Source: RefSeq, a predicted model, not a curated record
CCGUCCCGUAUGGCGCCAUGUUCUAUGCGGACGCAGGAGACAGACGAGUCGGAGCAUUUUCAUGCUCUGUGACGCAAAACGGGCAGACAGGAAAGGCCGUUGCCUUUAAGAUCAAGGAAACAGCAUAUGUCCUACCCGAGGCGUUCACUGUGAGAGCCAACAUCGGGGAAAGCGCGACUUUACAAGUGACCAAAACGGGCACUUGGCAGCAGAACUGGACAGACGACCAGAUCAGAUGGAGCAAAGAUGGACAGGUACUAGUACCAGGCCGACAGGGACUCCAGCUGACCAUCCCCAAUGUACAGACAGCUGAUGGAGGAAUAUACGAGGCCUACAUGGAUGGGCAACGGGACACGUGGAACCAUGCCUUCGCCAGACUUAUUGUCAGAGCCUGUCCUACAGGCAUGUGGGGGCUCCCACAGUGCACCAACACCUGCCCUGCCUGUAACAACGGAGGUGUGUGCGACCCCGAGACAGGCCGCUGCAUCUGCAGUCCUGGCUUCCACGGCACAAACUGUAACUCAGUAUGUGACGCUCCCCACAAGUUCGGCCAGACGUGCAGCCACAUCUGUACUUCCAAGGACUGCAAUCAGAAGCUGCUGUGUGCGGCUGACCCCUUCGGCUGUUCCUGUGCCCCCAGCUUCAGAGGCAUCAUGUGCACGGAAAGGUGCAGUACUGGAACAUUUGGAGCAGGCUGUACCCAGACUUGCAACUGUAUUGGUACUUGCGAUAGGGCCUCAGGGGCAUGUGAUGCACAGGGGUGCUCAGCAGGGUGGACUGGUCCAAGCUGUCAAGAGCGUGCCCCUGUCGAUGUAACCCUUGUGAGUUCCUCCCACAUCCUUGAUGGUAAUGCAACAGACCUCCUCUGCCGCACGGCACAGGGAACCAUACAACAGUUUCAGUCAUGGCCGGUCAGGAGGGUCGGGGGUGUUGGUCCAGGAAAUCCCUUUGACGAUGCCUCUUCCCAACGGCUGGGUGACUACGGUGCCAGGUUCAUGGCUGCUGCAGGGGUCAAACGGGUCGGAGCUUUCUCCUGCCAGGUGGACAGCGAUGGGAGGUCAGGGUCCGCUGUCUCCUUCAAGGUCAAGAUCAAUGCAUACCUUCUACCAGAGGUGUUCACAAGGACAGUCAGUGUGGGGGAGUCUGUUGUGUUGAGGAUGACCAAGACAUCCAACUGGCAGGCAGGCUGGUCUGACAACCAGGUCAAGUGGAGAAAGGAUGGAGAGCUACUAGAUAAUCGAGAGGGACUCCUACUGACCAUCCCCAGUGUGCAGACAUCACACGAAGGUAUCUACGAGGCUUACAGGGAUGGGCAACGGAGCAAUUGGAGCCACGCCUUCAGCAGACUCAUCGUCCGAGCCUGUCCCACCAACAAGUGGGGCCCAGACUGCAGGAACAGGUGUCCUGUCUGUUACAAUGGAGGUGUGUGUCACGUGGGGACGGGCAAGUGCAUCUGUGCGCCUGGUUUCCGUGGCGACAGCUGUCAAUCAGGUGACUGCUCCUUCUUCUUCAAGUUUUAAACCUUGUGGUGACAG